Molecule: messenger RNA, 363 nt
Organism: Amoebophrya sp. A25
Lineage: Eukaryota; Dinophyceae; Syndiniales; Amoebophryaceae
Source: the annotation of a GenBank genome assembly
ACAAGACCCAAAUGACAAUGAUGAUGGUGCCGCACUGGGGGCCCUGUCAUCUGUUCAAGUAACAACACCAAAUGUAGAUCCGGCAGCUCAGUUCUCUGAAGCAGCUACUCCUGCAUCUAGUUGUACUCAAGAACCGGCCGCUCCGACUCAACAGUCGAACGGGGGAUCAGGUGAAGAAGAUCAUCAAAGCAGCGGUCAGGGGGAGGCAGUAGCAGCCGACCAGCAAAGUGCAGAUGAAGUAUCAGAACAGCAAAAUGCACUGCCAGAACAGCGGCAAAAUUCUGCAGUAUCCGACAAUCAGCCAGCUCCGUCGGUAUCAGAAUCUGUGAGGAAUCCUGUCACACCGGAACUUACCGUGUCUUC